UGUUCCCCUUACAUAUUUCUCCCGUUACGAAAACAUCUCCACGUGUUGCUAAAAAUAGACACUGGCCUGUUAUUCAAGAGUGGGCGCGGACCGCUGGGCAUUCAGAGAUCAGUGUACCUUCAGCUGACUGGAACAACAACACACACAUAGGUCUCUGGUCUGUUUCACCCAAGAUUUGUGAAUUUGCUGACAAGAUGUGGUGGUGGAGUGCUGUCCUCAUCAGCACAGUUCUGUGUCAGGUCGUCCAUGGGGCUGGCAUGUUCAAAUCCGUGACCUCUCAGCUCAUCCCGUUUAAUACUGUCCAGAAAAACUAUGGCGUGGCAGUCACAAAUGUGGGGAAUGGAGAUGGACCCAUGGAGUGGGUGGUUGCUGGAUAUAGUGGUCCCAAUCUAGUCCUCCAAUAUGACAAAGCCACAGGGAGGUACACUAACAUUGCACAGAGAGGCACUCCGUACGAAGUGUUAAUGGAUGCAGAAGGUGAUGCAAUUGGAGUGUGCGCAUGUGACAUUGAUGGAGAUGGAUUAGAAGAAAUCUACUUCUUGAACACAAACGACAGAUAUUCUGGUCCAAAGCUUGUGAAGGAUCGCCUUUUCAAGUGGAGAAAUGGUGUGUAUGUGGACCUGUUUAGUGAUGACUGGAAUAAGAACGUAUCCUCAAUGUUUGCUGGUCGUUCUGUCGCUUGCAUUGACAGGACUGGAUCAGGAAAAUAUGGAAUUUUGGUUGCCACUUAUGCUGAAACCUUCAGAGCCUACAAAAAAGGGAGCUUCGGCCUCAUAGAAAUGGAUGAGGUCCAUCCAAUUAACAACAUUGCAAGGGGCAAUAUUGUGUUGCAUGAUGUUGCCCUUGAUGCUGGAAUCGAUUUCUCUACUGGUGGACGAGGCAUUGUCGUUGGUCCUAUUGUGGGAGAUGAUGGUUUUUCUGAUAUUUAUUUUGUAAAUGAAGGAAAUUAUCAACUUCGGAACAGAGCAGACAAUGCUUUGUUCAAAAAUGAUGGAAGAGGACACUUCACAAAUAUGGCAAAGGAAAUGAAUUUGGAUGAUGACUAUCCAGGCAGAGGUGUCACUCUGGCAGAUUUCAACAAUGAUGGUCUUAUUGAUAUCGUGUAUGGAAACUGGAUGAGUCCCCAUAAGCUGCUGAUACAACGGAUUGAUUCUUAUGGGAACUCCAUAUUUGAUAAUGUUGCUACACCUACAUUUGAAAAGUCGUCUCCCAUCCGCACAGUCAUUGCUGCUGACUUUGAUAAUAAUGGCUACUUGGAUGUUUUCAUGAAUAACAUUGUCUAUGGGCCUCAUGAUGCUAGUAACAAACUUUAUGAAAUUCAGCCAAAUGGGAACUCGGUGACCAUUGUCAACGAAAAUAUUGGAGAUGCAGUAGAAAAAACUGGUUAUGGAACUGGUGCUUCUGUGGCUGAUGUUGACAAUGACGGAGUCCUGGAGUUACUGAUUGCCCAUGGAGAAUCUAAAGCAGAAGGACUCUCAUUUUACCAUGUGAUGAAAGCCGACUCUCACAACUGGAUUCGUUUCCUUCCCUUGACUCGGUAUGGUGCUCCUGCGCGAGGGGCUAAAGUCACUGUGACACUGGAUGGUCGCGAAGGAAUGAAACUGACAAGAAUUAUUGACGGUGGCAGUGGAUAUCUCUGUGCUAUGGAGCCUGUUGCACAUUUUGGCUUGGGCAGGAAUACGGCCCGUCAAGUGGAGAUCACAUGGCCAAAUGGUCAGCGUAAAACGCUGACAUUAUCUCCCAGUGAUGUAAAGAAGACUCAUGAAGUGACAAUCUCUGGUAGAGUAACGAGUAAAGAGCCCGACUCAAGUCCCAGCUCCUGGCAUACUGGUGGAGUUAAACAUCACAGCCAGUCUGUUGGGGGCUCCUCUGUGCAAGCAGCUAGAGCUCCAAGAGUGGAAUAUGUGAAUCCCACUCAAGCUAGACGAAGACCGAGCAGCAGGACGAACAGUGAGGUGCCGCGCAGAGGAAGAACCGAAGCUUCCUCCAGGCCGGAGAGGCGACGCACAGACCGAAGAGACAGAGUACGUGGUGGACGAAGGAGGACCAGGUACCGGUACAACACGACACCUGCUCCACAACCACCAACCACUACGACGGUCAAGCCUACAUGGAGGCCAGCUUAUCCCACAAGCAGAUACAGCUACUCGAGUCAGAGUCGGGGCAGGUAUAAUUACAGACGACAGGGCUCAACUUCGCGCCCGACGUAUUAUGAGAGAAGCGGAACUCGUACGACAAGUUCUCCCAGGGGCAAAGAAAAUCCCCCCACAUCUUCGAGAGGAGAAAGUACUCUUGAAUCAUCCAGGAGGUACGAUGGUGAACGACGUUCUUCAUCGGGACAUCGUCAAAAUCAAGGUUCUGAAACGCCAGAGAGAUUGCGUUCAGGCAGCAGGCAUAGGGAACAGAUAAGAGGUUCCAACUCGUAUCGUCGUGUUCAAACAAGCUCACGUCAGAGAAGCCAUACGACAAGAACGAAAGAAUCACCAGAAACGUCGAGUUCAAGCAGACGGUACAAUACAUGGACACGCACAGACUCAAAUCCGAACCCUUACGAUGCUUACUAUCGACAGCAUUAUGCUGGAUCAAGAGGAAAGUCAGAUUCUUCUAGAGUCUCCCCUUACAGAUAUAUCCCUUAUCACCAGUCGCGUGCAAGUCCAAGUUCCAGCACCGACAGCAGAUACCGUCAACGGGGAUAUGCGAGUUCCAGUGCCGCUAGCACUAGGCCCAGAUACAAUCCGAAAACGCAGGCUUAUGGUAACACGAACAGUCGGCGGGAAUACGCUCCAACAAACCCUGCAACUAGCACCAACCGUCAUGGGCAGCGUACACAUACCGGCCAAAGCCCCAGUACCGGCAGUACCAGCAGCAGAUACGAUCAACGAAAUUACGGGAACUCCCACUACAACAGACGAACAGACCAACAGCACAGCAGAGUCAAUCAACAGGUACAUCACAGAGGUUCACAAACAAACCAAGCUCAUCAUACAGGCAGCAGGACAACAGCGCACACUGGGACAAAGACUACAGACAGACAAACUGCCGAUCGCGGCGGACACAGCCAUCAUUCUCAUAGUGGUUCAAACACGCGCCAUAAUGUCCAAACAGAUCCUCAUCGCAGGAAACAAGUGACCGGGACUGGAGAAUCAACAGCGGAGAGGCAUUCUACGGACAGUCGGUAUUAUCGGCGGGGGUCCCGAGGUUCGACCUCAGGGCGUGACCCACGACUGGAUCCUUACCGCAGCAGGCCUUCGUCGACCUCGACUCAUACGUCUUCAGGGUGGAAAGAGGCUGCUAAACAAAGUCCUCCAAGCACCAACCCGAGCUCAUACUACGGUUCACGUUAUCAUCGAAAGUUGCAAAGCAGUUCCACAAAUCCCAACACAUCCCGGACUCGGAGCAACUCUUGGACAUACGGCAGGCAAAGGUCAGCGGUCGACAAAAGUCACAACAAGUCCCCAUCAUCAAGUAGCCAUCAUAACAACAGGAAUUACCAUACCGACCACAGAAACGCUGGGUCCAGCCACACUGGUGCCACGACCAGACCGAGGCGCAGAGAGGCCACAGCUUCUGAAUACACGCCAGGACAAAGGUACAAUGACCACCGCUACAACCGCGCAAAUACUGACAAAGAGUCUAUGAGAUCCAGACAAGGCUGAUACUGCAACUAUACUCAUACAAAGCGGUACAAACAAUAUUUUUUGUUCGCCUCUAUAGAGAGUCUAAAGAGAGCGGGACAUUCUCUGACAGCCAUUUGACCUAAAUCUGUGGCCUGAUCAGUGUGCCAUUCACCAUAGCGUUAAACCGCAUUGAUUGGUUCUUUGUUGUUCUUUCUUUCCAUUUCAAACUAAAACAUUUGCCAUUUUGUGGUGUGGAAAAAAUCCUAAUCCUGAUGACUUUCCAAACUCACUGUGUAAAUACAUGUAUCUCCAUUUUUUGCGAAAUAAACAUACAUUUUAUGUUAAC
This is a messenger RNA of Aplysia californica (California sea hare), 3963 nucleotides long. RefSeq names its product cartilage acidic protein 1. The transcript has 11 exons. NCBI's taxonomy places the organism in Eukaryota, Metazoa, Mollusca, Gastropoda, Aplysiida, Aplysiidae. The record is from RefSeq and is a predicted model, not a curated record. The coding region runs from base 195 to 3656 and encodes 1153 amino acids.